This is a messenger RNA of Peromyscus maniculatus bairdii (prairie deer mouse), 5008 nucleotides long. RefSeq lists its product as uncharacterized. Gene Ontology annotation, molecular function: DNA-binding transcription activator activity, RNA polymerase II-specific; RNA polymerase II cis-regulatory region sequence-specific DNA binding. Gene Ontology annotation, cellular component: nucleus. Gene Ontology annotation, biological process: regulation of transcription by RNA polymerase II. The record is from RefSeq and is a predicted model, not a curated record. NCBI's taxonomy places the organism in Eukaryota, Metazoa, Chordata, Mammalia, Rodentia, Cricetidae.
CAGCGAGAGCCGGGUUCUUCGUUGCUGAACAGCGGAGCCGCUUUAGGCUUAGUGAGGUGCUUCCUGGGCUGUGAUCUGAACGCCGCUGCCAGGAACUGGGAGGAGAGCACCGGCAAACUCGGAAGCUGGUCAUGGACUCAGUGACGUUUGGGGAUGUGGCUGUUAACUUCACCCAGGAAGAGUGGACUUUGCUGGAUCCUUUUCAGAAGAACCUAUACAUUAAUGUGAUGCUGGAAACCUGCAGUAACCUUGUUUCUGUGGGAAUCAAAUCAGAAUACCAGACCAUUGAAGAGCAGUAUAAACAUCCUGGGAGAAAUCUAAGACAUGAAAGAACUCACACCAGGGAAAAGCUCUAUGAAUGCAAGGAGUGCAGCAAAACCUUCAAAGGUCAGAGUUCUCUUCAGUUACAUGAACGAUCCCACACUGGAGAGAAACCCUAUAAAUGUAAGAUCUGUAGUAAAGCCUUUCUAUGUUCCUCUUUCCUUCAAAGACAUGAAAGGACUCACUGUGAAGCAAAACCCUAUGCUUGUAAACAGUGUGGUAAAGACUUUAAAGAUCAAAAUUCCUUUCAAAGGCACAAAGUUUCUCAUGUUGGGGAAAAACCUUAUGAAUGUAAACAGUGUGGUAAGUCCUUCAUUUAUCCAUGUUUACUUCAAGUUCAUGUAAGAACACACACUGGUGAGAAACCCUAUGAAUGUAAACAAUGUGACAAAGCAUUCAGAAGCCUGAGUUACCUUCAUAUACAUGAAGGAAGUCAUACUGAAGAAAAGCCCUAUGAAUGUAAACAGUGCGGUAAAACUCUCAGUUGUUCUAGUGCCCUACAGUUACAUAAAAGAACACACACUGGAGAAAAGCCCUAUGUGUGUAAACAGUGUGGAAAAGCCUUUAGGGAUUUCAGUUACCUUCGAGUACAUGAAAGGACUCACACUGGAGAAAAACCCUAUGAAUGUAAACAGUGUGGGAAAACUCUCAGUUGCUCAAGUUCCCUUCAACUACAUGAAAGAACCCAUACUGGAGAAAAACCUUAUGAGUGUAAGCAGUGCGGUAAAGCCUUCAGAGGUCUCAGUCAUCUUCGAGUACAUGAAAUAAUUCACACUGGUAAAAAACCCCAUGAAUGUAAACUAUGUGGUAAAGCCUUCAGAUAUCAUAGUUUACUUCGAGUACAUGAAAGAACCCACACUGGUGAAAAACCUUAUGCUUGUAAACAAUGUAGUAAAGCCUUCAAAAGUCUCAGUAAUCUUCGAAUACAUGAAAAAACUCAUAGUGGUUUCUAUGAAUGUAAACAAUGUGGCAAAACCCUCAGUUCUUCCAAUUCCCUUCAAGUACACGAAAGAGCACAUACUGGAGAAAAAUCUUAUGAAUGUAAACAAUGUGGCAAAACCUUUAGACGUUUCAGUAAUCUUCAGGCACAUGAAAAAACUCAUGCUAAAGGAAAACCCUAUGAAUGUAAACAAUGUGGUAAGUCCUUCAUUUAUCAGUAUUUACUUGAAAAACAUGAGAAGUCUCAUACUGCAGAAAAACCCUAUAAGUGUACGAUAUGCAGUAAAGCCUUUAUUUGCCCUUCUUUCCUUCAAAGACAUGAAAGAAUACAUAGUGGGAAAAUACCCUAUGAAUGUGUACAAUGUGAUAAAGCAUUCAAAAGCCUCAGUUCCCUUCAAUUACAUGAAAAAGCUCAUGCUAGAGAAAAGCAUUAUGACUGUACACAGUGUGGUAAAACCUUCAGAUGUCACAGUCUCCUUCAGGCACAUGAAAGAACCCAUACUGGUGAAAAACCCUAUGAAUGUGAAGAAUGUGGUAAAACCUUCAAAAGUGCUGGUUACCUUCGAAUACAUGAAAAAACUCAUAGUGGUUUCUAUGACUGUAAACAGUGUGGUAAAAUUCUCAGUUGUUCAAGUUCUCUUCAAUUACAUGAAAGAACUCACACUGGAGAAAAACCCUACGAAUGUAAACAGUGUGGUAAGGCCUUCAGAAGUCAAAGUUCCCUUCGAAGACAUGAAAGAAUUCAUGCUGGAGAGAAACCCUAUGAAUGUAAACAGUGUGGUAAGUCCUUCAUUUAUCCAUGCUACCUUCAAAUGCAUGAGCGGUCUCAUACUGGAGAGAAACUCUAUAAAUGUAAUAUAUGUAGUAAAGCCUUUCUUUAUCCCUGUUUCCUUCAAAUGCACGAAAGAACUCACACUGGUGAAAAACCUUACGAAUGUAAGCAGUGUGAUAAAGCCUUCCGAAGUCAUAGUUCCCUUCAAAUGCAUGAAAAAAUUCAUACAGGAGAAAAACCCUAUGAAUGUAAACAGUGUGGUAAAGCUUUAAUAAGUCAUAGUUCUCUUCAGAGGCAUAAAAUCGCUCAUGUUGGAGGAAAACGCUAUGAAUGAAAACAAUGUAGUAAGUCCUUCAUUUAUCCAUAUUUACUUCAAAUUCAUGAAAGAUCUCACACUGGAGAGAAACCCUAUGAAUGCAAAUACUGUGGUAAAGCCUUUACAUGUUACCGCUCCCUUCGAAGACAUGGAAAAACGCAUACCUAAGGAAAAACCCCUAUGUAUGCAAACAAACAUGCAAGAAUGUUGAGAAUUUCUAGUUCUCUUCAAAUAUGUGGAAGUACUGGGAAAAGAGCUAAUGAGUAUAAAACAAAUGAAGGCUUUAGGAUUUGUUUGCUUGCUUGCUAUGGAAAGCUUGAGAGGACUCACUGGAGAAAAUUCCGCGAAUUUAAGAUAUAUCUUAAGAUCUUUAGUUCCAUUUGAAGACAUCAAAAUAUCUGGUGUUAAACCACAUGAAUGAAUGAAAUAUUCAUUUCUCAAACAUCUUCUCAAAUACAUAAGCUAAUGUGCCAUGAAGGUAGUCCUAUAAAACAGGCAUUGGGCUGAAACUGCUGCAGUUUGGAAAGUAAAAAAAAAGUAAAAGCUCAUUUUAAUUACAUUAAAAAUCAUGUGAUAACUCCAACUAGGAGAAGAAUCUACAAAUUUAUGUGAACAGUGAAGCAAAUCAUGCUCAAUGUGUCAUAGCAUGAAUGAAAAGCUGUGUAAUUUGUGAAUGUCUAGUGUUUACCAGUGAUUUGAGUUUGAAGAAGAUCCCAGCAGCAUCUGAUUGUGAAGAUCUGUACUCUUGGGUACUUUGGUUUUGAAGUAGGAGAUAGUAAGUCCAAACUACUUAAUGAGACCAAUCUCAAUAAAAAUUGGAAAAGAGAUAGGUAAGUAGCUCAUUUGUUCAGCACUGGUCUUCUAGUUUGAUUCCCACUCCCACCAUCAAGAGAAGUAAGAAGGUCCCUAGGUGAUGAAUUUCUGCUUCUUUUGCAAUAAAACAUUGAGAUGAAGAUUUUCUAAGUGUAGACAUGUACUUUUAGCAGCAGACAUAAUUGGUGAUAAAGAUUAUUAGACAAUGUCCUAAUCAUAGUGUAUUCUUAUAGUGUAGCCUACCAUACACUUAAGCUAUAUGGUAUGAUUUCAAGACUCCUCUAGUCUAUGGAAUGUUACUUUAUUGCAUAUUUUAGGCAUGGUACCAGUAAAUAUGUGUCAAACAAAUGAUUUGGCAUAAAAAUAAAUGUUCUACCAAUGAAGAGCACUUAUUGUGAGUCCAGUUUUUAGGACUAGAUUUUGUUCUAUCAGAGACUUUUAAGUGAAUAUAAAGUCAUAGGACAAAUUAAUCUUCUGUAAACUUUAUCAACACUAUAGACUUAGUUGAUAGUAUAUUAAUGUUUUCUUAAAGAAUAAAUUUGCUUAUAACUUUUUACACUGUAUAAUUUUAAAAUUAUACACAUAAUUAUAAAAAAUUUUCAUUUUUGUAAUACACUGCUUAAAAUUUUAUGAUUAUUUAAAACUAUUUCUUUGUAUGGUUAUUCUAUAAUUUUUGCAUUGUAUUUUUUUAAUUGUUUGUGAAAAAAGGUAUCAUUUAGAGCACUGAUGCAGGAGGUUGGUGUUUGUAGCUAUCACUGAUUACAUACUGAGAGACUGUAUAUAUAUAUCUUUGGGUAACAGUACCUAUUAACCUGGAAUAACCAGGUCAUAACAGCUUGUUACCUUGCACCUUCACAUCUGUCAUAGAAAGUUUUCAGGAACAGGAAAAUGUGUAGAACUGAUGACAGUUCUUUCUUCAGCAGUCCUUUGUGAGGGACCUGUUGAAGUUCUUGAGAAAGUCUCACUUUUCUGAAAUAAAUACAUGGUAGUGUCCUUGAAUGGUGUUUUUCACUGUUGACUUGUUAUAAGCAGGUAAUACACCAUGAACAUUUCUAUGUUAAUGGAAAUCUUUUGGUAUUGAGUUCAAGCUUUCAAAAGUAUGAAGGAUCUAUUGAGGUGUAUAAUUGUUUCUGCUGAUCCCUUUACUGAAUUUUUCUGGGCUCUUACUUUCCUUCUAUGGUUUCUUUAUGAUUGGAGACUUUUGAAAUAGAACUAGCUGUUUUAUCAGCUUGCCAUAAGCCCAGUGGGACUGGGACAGUUUGUUUUGAUUUGGAUAUGAAAUUGUCCACAAAAAGUCUUGUGGUUGGACACAGAUUUUUAGUCUGUGGCUCAUGAUUUCUUACUAGGUUGCAAUAACUGAGGUUUAAAAAACAACUGGUAACAUUUAAAAGUUUUGAACACAGUCAUUAGAAGUUCAGACUUACAUGUGCAUUGAUUCUCAUAUGUCUCUGACAACAUUCAUUCAUGUUGCAUCAUGUGAUUUAACUGUACCUCCACUUUGUUCUGUUCAUGCAACAAGUAUAUUGCAUGUGAUGUCAUGCCACAGAAUGCCAAGUAACAGCUCCCCGAAGUACCUGAGCUCACACACAAGACCUGCUGAAUGUUGCAAUUUGAAAUGCUUUUACUAAAUAACCAGAGUUUUCUGCUCUUAUGGAAAUAGUGAUUUAAUUUUGGAAAACAGACUUUUCUAUUUUCCUAGUGUCAUUCAUCAACAUCUAAGUAAUCUGUCUUUAUAUUGUAUAGUAUAGUGUGGCUUUAAAAAUUGCUUGAGUUACUGACUUGUAUUUUAUUAAAAAAUCAUUCAGUGAUUAUUGGGUUGCAAUAAAGAAAAAUAUUUUAACAACUUA